Molecule: messenger RNA, 2171 nt
Organism: Etheostoma cragini (Arkansas darter)
Lineage: Eukaryota; Metazoa; Chordata; Actinopteri; Perciformes; Percidae
Gene: ephx4
Product: epoxide hydrolase 4
Exons: 7
Coding region: 344-1453 (369 amino acids)
Molecular function (GO): hydrolase activity
Source: RefSeq, a predicted model, not a curated record
GCUUUCGCUUUGCCAAACAGCGCCUCUUAGCUGUGCUCAAAUCGCUGUAAAGCACUGCAUCGAGUGGCUUAUUGCUUGAUUUCAGACUUGCCUUGUAUCUUCAACAGCACAGUCUCCUGCUAAACAACCACUCCUGUCACACGCAAGCGUGAAAUCUGACGUGAUGCUUUUGCCACCGUUCCGUUCAACCGAUUGUUGGGAACCUCCCUUCAGACAGUCGUGCGUAUGCGCUGUUAAGGACACAACCGCAUUGUCAGAGCAGUAUUUAAACAGAACCCAGCGAUUACCAGACAGAAACCAAUAGGUAACUUGAUCUGGAUUGAUUUCCUGUGGCAAUGUAAAGAUGGCGAGAGUGCUUCACAACUUGCUGUUAUUUCUAAUCAGACUUGCGCUGAAAAUUCGAGUUUUGGGGUAUUGGUCAUUGAUAUACGGUUAUUGUGCUCUUUGCACCACCGUAGCCCUGCUGAAACUUUGGUGGAACAUCAUCUUAAGGCCAACAACAACCUUCCUAUGGGGGGUUCGUGAAACUCCUCCGGCUUGUCUGAAUGACACGUCCUUGGGAACCCACUGUUAUGUUAGGAUCAAGGAAUCUGGCCUUAGGUUUCACUAUGUUGCUGCUGGAGAGAGAGGAAAGCCGCUCAUGCUUUUUUUACACGGCUUCCCUGAGUUCUGGUUCUCCUGGCGCUACCAGCUACGUGAGUUUAAGAGUGAAUUCCGUGUAGUGGCCAUCGACAUGCGGGGCUAUGGGGAGUCCGACUUGCCUCUCUCCACUGAAAGUUAUAACUUCGACAACCUGGUUACAGAUGUCAAGGAUAUCGUGGAGUACCUAGGAUACAACAGAUGUUGCCUUGUCGGCCACGACUGGGGCGGUACCAUAGCAUGGCUGUUCGCCAUUCACUACCCAGAGAUGGUUACAAAACUCAUCGUCCUGAACAGCCCCCAUCCUUCUGUGUUCUCAGAUUACGCUCUGCGUCACCCAAGCCAGCUGCUGAAAUCCAGUCAUUUCUUCUUCUUUCAACUGCCCCGCUUCCCGGAGCUCAUGCUCUCCAUCAAUGAUUUCAAGGCUCUGAAGGCCUUGUUCACCAGCCGCAGCACAGGGAUCGGAAGGAAAGGCCGAUGGCUCACUGCCGAGGACUUGGAGGCCUAUCUGUAUGCACUCUCACAGCCGGGAGCUCUGACUGGAGCCCUCAACUAUUACAGGAAUGUCUUCAGCUCCCUCCCCCUGAGCCAAAAUCAUGUCAGGUCACCGGUGCUGCUGCUGUGGGGUGAGCGCGAUGCCUUCUUGGAGCAGGAAAUGGCAGAGGCCUGUCGCCUCUACAUCCGAAAUCAUUUCCGUCUCAACAUAAUUUCUGGGGCCAGUCAUUGGCUGCAGCAGGACCAGCCUGAUAUUGUGAACACCCUCAUAUGGACCUUCCUCAAGGAGGGAGAGGGACGCAAAAGCCACAGGAACUAAAUCCACAGCAAGGCCUCCUCCUGCCCUCCCUCUCGCUUGCCACACCUGGAAGCCUGGAAUAUGCCUGUGAUACCAAGCAACAUAGUAAUAAUGCAAUCAUUCUUUAAAUCUUUCAAAUAUUUUUUUAAAGAAGUCAGUAGUAAAGGAAAUAAUCAAAGCACACUUUACUGGAGAGGACACAGAAGUCAGCAGUAAGGUAAAGAAUCAAAGCACACUUCACUGGAAAGGACACAGAGCAGUAUGUUUGACACAUAUUCAAGAUGUUUUUGCACAUGACAUCCGCCUUAAAGUUUGUCAGUUACAGCAUUACAAAUGUUUGGCAAAAUCUCCUUGUGACUUGUAUUGUGUGGUGCCUUUAUACUUUCGAGUAAAGAUUUCCUGAGAGAUUGGGAUGUAGCGUUGUCUGCUAUACUUAUAUAUAUCACUGGGUCACUCCACUCGUCUUCGGGCACAGUCCUUGGGGAGCCAUAACUCUCCAACUCCCUUUAUCAGGUAGUGUUGUCUAAAGGAGUUUUCUUUUUUGUAUUUCUUUCCUCAGAGAUACUCAAAUGUAGAGAAUGUUAUUGUUAUUAUGAUCUUUCUGUAUAUAAAUGUCAGUGAUGGUUGACUAUUGUACUAUUUUGUAUCUAUUCCUACACACUGCAUUUUGGAAUUCACUGAGCCAGGUCUACACCAUUUGAUUUUAUAAAUAAACUAAGUGUCAAUAUGUUGGACUACA